This is a messenger RNA of Drosophila arizonae, 4441 nucleotides long. RefSeq names its product mutagen-sensitive 101 (gene mus101). Gene Ontology annotation, biological process: mitotic DNA replication checkpoint signaling; DNA replication initiation; mitotic G2 DNA damage checkpoint signaling. The record is from RefSeq and is a predicted model, not a curated record. NCBI's taxonomy places the organism in Eukaryota, Metazoa, Arthropoda, Insecta, Diptera, Drosophilidae.
UCGUACAUGUUUUUGUGGUCGAUAUAUCGAUAGCUGUUGCGAUAUCAGAGUCAAACUAGUAAACAUCGGACGCGCCAAAAAUCAUUCGCGAAAAGUGUGUCCCAAUUCGAGCGUCAGCCAGGAUUCGCAGAUCGUUGCAAUUGUGGUAUAGAAUACAAUUAAAGUGAGGAUGAGCACAAGCCUGGACGAGUCAAUAUGCGCGUAUUUCGUCAACAACACAAAGAGCGACACAGAGGCCGACUUGGCCAUCGCUGAGCUGUAUGCCAACGCACUGCAGCUGAUGCGCGAGCAGCUGGAGGACACGCAAAUUCGUGAAAUUCGUCCAAGUGAAGGCUUUCCGCUGAUCGCCGGUGGGGGGCUGACGAAAAAGGAUGUCUUCGUGCUGGCUCAGUUCGAGGGCGAGCUAUUCGAGCAGCUGCAGCUGACCAAGGCGCUGGUGCUGGGCCCACCCUGUAUUGUGGCGUGCCUGCAGGAGAACGCGCCCGUUCCACUGGGCAGCAGUCCCAUUUACGCCACGGCUAUGCGUGACCUGCAGAUCUCGGCUAGCGGCAUCAGCAGCAAAGAGAAGGAGGACAUUAAGAAACUGAUCCACUGGAUGGGCGGUCAUUAUUUCCAGAACUUCGGACGCAACAUCACACAUCUGAUAUCCAAUACAAUCAAGUCGAACAAGUACGAGCACGCCACGCUCAACGAUGUGCCCGUCAUGCACACCGACUGGGUGCAGGGCGUCUGGGCGUGCUGUCGCAGCGGCGCCAAUGGCACCAGCAUCAGCGCCACGGAUCCACAGUUCGACAAGUAUCGCCUGCCCACGUUCUUCGGCGCCAACAUCACGUGCAGUGGCCUGGACACGGCGCGCAAGGAGGCGGUGAUGCGGCUGGUCAAUGAGAACGGCGGCAUCUAUCAUCGCGCCUUCCGCUCCCAGCAGGUGGACAUCGUCAUCACGGAGCAGUCGAAGACCGACACCGAAAAAUACAAGGCGGCGCUGCGCUUCAAGAAGGACAUCCUGCUGCCCGAGUGGAUAUUCGAUAGCCAUGAGCGCGGCUAUGCGCUGCCCACCAAGCAGUACGAGGUGCGGGCCGGCAAGCAGGUCUCCACGCCCACUAAGCGCCACCAUGGCAACCAUGGCAGCCAUGCCAACCAGACGGCUGCGGACAACACACAGCUCUCGGAUCUGUCGCGCAUCAGCUUCGUGAGUGCGCCGGGUCGUCGCAUGUGCAGCGACAACACCACGCUCAACGAGACCGUCAGCAGCAACUGCAGCAUCGGGACACGCAGCGGCGGCGCUGGGGGUGCCGGUGGUGGGGCCAGCGGCAGCGGCCUGCUCAAGCAGGCCACCAGCAAUCAUAAGCAGCAGCUGUACCAGGAGACGCUGGCGGAGAUUAGCCCGCGCAAGGCCAAGAAGGCGGGCAGCUUUCUGGACGGCUGCUGCGUCUACCUGAGCGGCUUUCGCAGUGUCGAGCGGGAGAAGCUGAAUCGCGUGCUCAACACGGGCGGCGCCACGCGCUACGACGAGCUGCACGAGGGCCUCACCCACAUCAUUGUCGGCCAGCUGGAGGAUGCCGCGUAUCGGCAGUGGCAGACGGAGGGUUUGCUGGCCACGGUGCAGGUGGUGCGGCUCGAGUGGCUGCUGGAGAGCAUUCGCGCUGGGCGCAUUGUCAGCGAGCUGCCGUAUCGGGUCUCCGUGCCGCAUCUUGCCAGCGAGGCCACCGACGCCCCCUCGCCGGCCAGCAAGCGCACGUUGCGCUCCAUGAAUCACAGCUUCAAGCAGCCGUCGCUGCCCAUCAAGAAGAAGCUCUUUGAUGGGCCCACAGAUGCCGGCAAUGCUCCACCGGAGCCGGAGCCAGAACCGGAGCUAGAACCGGACCUGCUCACGCACUACUCGCAGGAGCAGGAGCCAGCCAUGCCGCUGCCCGCCGCCAGCUCGACGCAGCUCUCGCUGAGCGGACUCACAGCUGCAGCGCCCGCCUCGGCCGCCGUUCCACUGGCCGUCGCCCUGCCCGACCUGAGCGCCAGCACGCUCUCCAUCGACUUCGACAAGCUGGACUACUUCAGGGGCGCCUCGGUGUACGUGCACGAGCCGUGCUUCAGCAGCGAGCUGUACGAGCAGAUGCUCAGCGAGUGCAAGGCCGCCCAGGGCUGCCUGGUGCCGGCGAGCUACACGGAUCCGGUGGACUAUGCCAUUGUCAGCUUCGAGCAGGCGCUGGAUGAGGCCACGCUGCCGGUGCAGGCGCGUCACGUGGUCACCGAGCUGUACCUGGAGAGCUGCAUGAAGCAGAACGCGCUGCUCCCGCUGGAGUACUACCAUCGGCCGGUGCCGCACACGGCCAGGCUGGAGCCGCUGCGCGGCAUGACCAUUGUGGUGUCCAUCUAUGCGGGACUGGAGCGCGACUUUAUCAAUGCGCUGGCCGAGCUGCUCGGCGCCGUGCUGAACAAGGCGUUCGUCAAGAAGGAGCGGCCGCUGCUCAUCUGCUCCAGUGCCGAGGGCUCCAAGUACGAGGGCGCCCUGAAAUGGGGCUACCCGGUGGUCCGGGCCGACUGGCUGGUGCAGUGCGCCCAGCGCGGCGAGAAGCUGCCGUAUGCCCGCUUCCUGGUGGGCAAAAGCGUCAGCGACUUCCCCGUCUCGCCCGGCCUCAAGGAGAGCAACAGUAAGAGCAACAAGAGCAACAAAACGCUGACGCCCAAGAACCAAGGGAAGACGCCCGCCACGCCGCAGGAGAAGGCGGCAGGAGUGGAGCAGCAGUCGACGCUGGUGGAGGAGGAGGAUAAGGAGCAGCAGCCGCUGCAGCCGGAGCUGACGCCGCUGCGCAACCCGCGCAUCUCCGAGCUGGUCACGGGUGUGGCCAGCACGCGGCGGCGCAGCUCGAGCGGCACCACGACGCCGGAGUCGCCGCACACGCCGCUCAAUCAGAAAACCAGCGCCGGCGCGUGCAACUUUGACUUCCUGGAGCAGGUGGUGCAGCGGCUGGACACGAGCCAGGCGCGCGACUGUGUGCGCCAGAUAAUCCGCGAGAUGCGCGAGAACCAGACACCCGAGCUGGAGCGGAUCAGGCGGCAGGCCUGCACGCCCGUCAAUCGACGCCAGGCCUCGAAGCCUGCGCCCGGCAUACCCAACUUCUGCCUGACGCCCGAGUUCCAGCAGCGCAUGGCCGACGACUUCGAGCGACGCUGGCGCCUGCCCAAGCACCAGAUCAAGCCGGACACGCCCAUAACGGUCAUUCGACAGCGCGUGAUGCGCAUCACGUGCGAGACGCUGGGCAUCGACUACAGCGACAGCGAGAAUGAGGGCGUGCCAGUGGCCGAUCAUCAGCCCAAGAGUAUGGUGGAGCAGCCGGUGGGUCGCCUCCUGUUCCAGGCGGGAGCAACUGCAGCUGGUGCUGCAGCUACAGCCACAGCGCCUGGCUCCCCGUUCGUGCCCAGCACACAGAGUCCCAGUGGCGCAGGUGCAGCGGAUGAGCUGCCCAGCGCCAGCACCAUCAACUUCGACAAGAUUAGCUUCGAGGAGUCGGCGGCCGAGAACUCGCUGGAGCUCAAGCAGCUCACCGACUACCUGAAGAGCCGCGAGUCGCGGCGCAGCAGCCUGAAGCGCGACCACGAGGGUCACGCCAGGAGCGAGGUGCAAUACGUGCAGCCCUUCGAGUCGGAGGGCUUCGCCAUGACCGCCGGCGAGGAUAUUGUGGGCUGGCGAGAUCCCGCCGAGUUCAACCUGGGCAAGCGGAGCAGCGACGGCGAGUCGUCGCGCAUGAUCUACCAGGGCACGCCCUGCUUCAGCAUCUCGUGCGGCGACGACGAGGAGAAGCGCAUGCUGCUCAUGGAGCGCAUUCGGCUGCUGGGCGGCCAGAUCUGCCAGAAUCUGUCCAACUAUGAUCCCGCCUGCACGCAUCUGCUGUGCGAGCGCCCCAAUCGCGGCGAGAAGCUGCUCGGCUGCAUGGCAGCCGGCAAAUGGGUGCUGAACAUCAGCUACAUCGAGGAGUGCCACGCCCGCGGCGUCUUUCUGGACGAGUCGCUCUACGAGUGGGGCAAUCCCAAGGCGCUCAAUUUGCCCACCCUGGCGCCGGAGGAGCAGCAAAUCGCAGCCGCUGCGCACCGCUGGCGGCUCGAGCUGACGCCCGACAGCGGCGCCUUCAGCGACUACCGCGUCAUCCUCAGCCUGCAGGAGCGCAAUCUGGCGGCCAUCAAGAAUGUGCUGCGCGCUGGCGGCGCCACGAUCCUGGAGCCCAGCUCACCCUUCAGCGCCGACCCCGCGUCAGCCACUGCCACCCACUGCUUCGUCGAUGCCAAGAAGGCGCCGCUGGCCGCAAAGGACUUUGCCUAUCUGCAGCAGCAUGGCGUCCGCAUCAUGUCCCAAAUGUGCAUCAAUAGCUACCUGAUGGGCGGCCGGGACGCCAAUCUCGAGAAGUACGUCCUGCGCCAGUGAAGCGCGCUCUCUUUCUAUUGUUUUUUC